CAAAUUGUGAAUAAAAAAGGAAUGCAAUAAUUUACAAAUCUCAUAAACUUAUAUUUUAUUCACAAUAGAAUAUAGAUAACAUAUCAAAUGUUGAAAGUGAGACAUUUUGAAAUGUCUUGCCAAAUAUUGGCUCAUUUUGGAUUUCAUGAGAGCUACACAUUCCAAAAAAGUUGGGACGGGUAGCAAUAAGAGGCCGGAAAAGUUAAAUGUACAUAUAAGGAACAGCUGGAGGACCAAUUAGGUCAAUUGGCAACAUGAUUGGGUAUAAAAAGAGCCUCUCAGAGUGGCAGUGUCUCUCAGAAGUCAAGAUGGGCAGAUCAUCACCAAUUCUCCCAAUGCUGCGGCGAAAAAUAGUGGAGCAAUAUCAGAAAGGAGUUUCUCAGAGAAAAAUUGCAAGGAGUUUGAAGUUAUCAUCAUCUACAGUGCAUAAUAUCAUCCAAAGAUUCAGAGAAUCUGGAACAAUCUCUGUGCGUAAGGGUCAAGGCCGGAAAACCAUACUGGAUGCCCGUGAUCUUCGGGCCCUUAGACGGCACUGCAUCACAUACAGGAAUGCUACUGUAAUGGAAAUCACAACAUGGGCUCAGGAAUACUUCCAGAAAACAUUGUCGGUGAACACAAUCCACCGUGCCAUUCGCCGUUGCCGGCUAAACCUCUAUAGGUCAAAAAAAGAAGCCAUAACUAAACAUGGCUCAUUUAAAAUGGCUCAUUUAAAAUAGACUGUGACAAAGUGGAAAACUGUUCUGUGGUCAGACGAAUCAAAAUUUGAAGUUCUUUUCGGAAAACUGGGACGCCAUGUCAUCCAGACUAAAGAGGACAAGGACAACCCAAGUUGUUAUCAGCGCUCAGUUCAGAAGCCUGCAUCUCUGAUGGUAUGGGGUUGCAUGAGUGCGUGUGGCAUGGGCAGCUUACACAUCUGGAAAGGCACCAUCAAUGCUGAAAGGUUAUAUCCAAGUUCUAGAACAACAUAUGCUCCCAUCCAGACGUCGUCUCUUUCAGGGAAGACCUUGCAUUUUCCAACAUGACAAUGCCAGACCACAUACUGCAUCAAAUACAACAUCAUGGCUGCGUAGAAGAAGGAUCCGGGUACUGAAAUGGCCAGCCUGCAGUCCAGAUCUUUCACCCAAAGAAAACAUUUGUCGCAUCAUAAAGAGGAAGAUGCGACAAAGAAGACCUAAGACAGUUGAGCAACUAGAAGCCUGUAUUAGACAAGAAUGGGACAACAUUCCUAUUCCUAAACUUGAGCAACUUGUCUCCUCAGUCCCCAGACGUUUGCAGACUGUUAUAAAAAGAAGAGGGGAUUCCACACAGUGGUAAACAUGGCCUUGUCCCAACUUUUUUGAGAUGUGUUGAUCAGUUGAUGUGUUGAUUGAAAUUUAAAAUCAACUUAUUUUUCCCUUAAAAUGAUACAUUUUCUCAGUUUAAACAUUUGAAAUGUCAUAUCUGUUGUAUUCUGAAUAAAAUAUUGAAAUUUGAAACUUCCACAUCAUUGCAUUCUGUUUUUAUUCACAAUUUGUACAGUGUCCCAACUUUUUUGGAAUCGGGUUUGUAAAAAUGCAUUUGAAUUGAUAGGUCUGCAAACAUUAACAGUUAAGCUGUAGCUAGUAAGAGUUAGUAAGAAAAGUUUUAGGAAAUUACACUCGAAUUGGCUUACUGGAAUGUCAAAAGCACUUGUAAAACAGCAGUAUUUAAUAUUAUCAGCCUAUUUUCUGCAACCAGAUGCUUCAUUUUGUGAUUUUCUGUUAGGUGUGAUGUGUUCAGCUGCUGGAUUUAGAUGAUGUAUAGUAUUCGGCACAACUCAGUGCAUUCAGUGACUGCUGGCAUUUAAGAUUUUUUUUUCAAACCCUUGCCCACUCAGUUUUACUCAGGCCCACCCACUGUUCCAUUUUUUCUGUUGCUAAAAAAAUGCACUUUCACAUGUUUUUCACGUGAUCUCAUAUUACUUACUGUACAUAAUCACAUAAAAAAUGUAGGGGAAAAAUGUAAAUGAUUUUUCUUUAAGGGAAGACACUAACAUGCAUUGUAGAGUACUGUAACAGCAGGAUUGAAAAACUCUAAGCAGAUAGCUACACCAGUGUGACUCCCUCCCUUUCAGUGAAUAAUGGUGUGAUGAAGCUGCACUCACGCUCCGCCCACAUUCAGGACGCAAAGCAGAGAGCUCCAGCUGCAGCACUCACACACACACACCAACACUCACACUCACACAUCCUGCUGCUUUUGUGGAUUACUGUUUUGAUGGCGACAUUUCUGACUUUCUGUAUUUUAAUGACCACGUUUUGUACUACUGUAAUCUGGGUUGAAGCUGAUAAAGGAGAGCUGCGAACGCUCCAUCGACAGAAAAGAGAAUGGAUCGUCCCUCCGAAUAAGCUGUACGAGAAUGUGGAUUAUACCAGAAAUGAAUUUAUUGCAAAAAUCCGAUCAGAUGAAGAGACCAGGACGGAUAUUGUAUAUUCUCUAAUAGGACCUGCAGCGGACGAGGGAUUAUUCAGCGUAGGUGCAAAGAAUGGCUACGUCAGGAUUCAUGGCAUCUUGGACAGAGAGAAAACCGCUAGUUAUGACCUCAAAGGGAGAGCUAUGCUAAGAAAUGGAUCACUUGCUGAAAAGGACAUCGAGUUGAAAAUCAUAGUUCUAGACAAGAAUGACUGGGUCCCUGUGUUUAAUGUUCGGGUGAAUGGCUCUGUUGAAGAGCUCAGUGACAAAGACACCCACGUAAUUGAAAUCAAAGCUUUCGAUGGAGAUGAGCAAGACACACUGUAUUCAAAAAUUGCCUACAGAAUUAUACAGCAGGAGCCAGCUGGAGAGAUGAUGUUCAAAAUCGAGCGAUCAUCUGGUCAAAUCAAAGUCAGAAUGAACACUCUGGACCGAGAGAGCCAAGAAACUUACAAACUGAUAAUCAUGGGUACAGACAUGGACGGAGUCAAUUCUGAUCCCCAAAACAAACCACUGACAGGAACAGGGACUGUGACCAUCAACAUACUUGAUGUCAAUGAUAACAUCCCGAUAUUAGAGAAGGACUCUUACGAGAGUAGUGUGGAAGAGAAUAUCAAGAAUGUGGAAGCAGUCCGGCUUAAGGUCAUAGACAAGGAUAAGCCCCACACUGAGAACUGGGAGGCUGUGUUCACCAUCAUUUCUGGAAAUGAGGCCGGUCACUUCAAAAUCACCACCGACCCCAAAACUAACGAGGGCAUCCUGAUAGUCACUAAGGAGCUGAACUAUGAGGGGUUGAACGAGGUCAAUCUGACAGUGUUGGUCAGGAACAAGGCAACUUAUCACAAGUCAGUGGUGACUGACAAGCCCAUAACAUAUCCCAUUAAUAUCAAAGUGGUGAACGUGCCCGAAGCCCCUCAUUUCCACCCCACCGUGAAAGUUAUCUCCAUUUCUGAAGACCACAAAACUAUUGACCUGAAGAAGGUCAUCACCACCUACACAGCCACGGACAGUGAUACACUGUUAACCGCCAGUUGUAGGUAUGUUAAAGGAGAUGAUGUUGACAACUGGGUGAGCAUUAAUGAGCAAACAGCCGAGAUCAGAUUCAACAGAUAUCCAGACCGCGAGUCCAAGUUCCUGAUCAAUGGAACAUACUACGCCAAAAUCUUAUGCAUCACCAGUGAUUUUUCACCCAAAACUGCGACAGGAACUCUUGCAAUUCAGGUGCAUGAUUUUAACGACCACUGUCCGAUUCUGACCAGCUCAGUCCAAACACUGAGCUACGGUGACAGCGUAGUGUACGUCACAGCCAAGGAUGAGGAUAAAUACCCCAAUGCAGAUCCUUUUGAAUUCAGAAUGAUUACCAAGAGCACAAAAGAGAACUGGAGAGUCGAGCGUCUCAAUGGAACAACAAUCAUCUUGCGCAGCCAGGAGAUCCUGUGGCCGGGACACUACACAGUGGGACUGGAGGUGCAAGACCAGCAGGGAAAGUCCUGCGAGGUUCAAAAGCUUCAGGUAGCUGUGCUGACUGAGAGACAGACCAGCAAAGGCAUUGGACUGGGAGGAGGUGGAGUUCUGGCACUACUGCUAGGAAUCCUGCUUCUCUUGUUGAUUCCAGUGCUUUUGCUGUUGUGUGAGUGUGGAGGAGCUGCAGCUCUUGGUAGUUUCCAGGCCUUCCCCUUCGAACAAAAUCAGGAGCUCAUCAGCUAUCACACUGAAGGCCAAGGAGAGGAUAAGGAACCAGCACUGCUGUCCCAGGUGCCCCUGAAUGUAAACGGUGGCAGCAGCAUGAAAGUGGGAACUGGAUGGAGAACACAUGAAGGCUCAAGGAAAUAUGGAUGGGAAUCUCAGAAGGAAUUCAUAAAUCAGUGGCAUGUCAACCAGUAUGAGGGUGACUAUGCUGAUAAAAAGGCAAAUGUAAUUGGGGGAAAUUCUGAAUUUUUUACAAUGAGCACCCUCGAUUACAUGGCUCUGCCUGAGACCUACUUAGGCAACUACUAUACGAAGAAAACGCUGGAUAUGGUGAAGCAGGAAGCUAGUACAAACCAGCUGAUGUUGUCUAACUAUGAAGUCUGCAACUCAGUCACAGGCUCCUUAGAGGACAUCUGCAGCCAUCUACAUGAGGAAAACAAUCUGGAUUUCCUCGAUGACCUCGGGCCUCAGUUCAAAAGGCUCGCUGAAAUUUGCUGUGGGUCGACCAUCGAAUUCGAGGUCAGCUCCACUCCCACGCCUCCCAAAACGGUCUCAUCCAGUUCACAAGUGGGCAUCAAAGUGCAAGGUGCUGUUGGUGGUGUCCACAGUGAGGCAACCUCCAUCUCUGCAUCCAGCUCCUCCUCCACCACCCAAAUCACAACUGCAAAUUAUGGAGAGAGUAUUAUCAGUGGAGGCGCCACAUCAGCAGCCACUGUAGGCCAAACUCUUCUCGUCCAGCAGCCAUCUGUCUACCUUUCCUCUACACCCAUGUACGUAGUGGAGCAACAGCAUCACCCCACCCUUCUUCUGGCUUCUGGUCCAAUGCUGGGUGUUCAGAAAAGCAACAUGGUACUGGUGGAGAAAGGGGGUACCAACAUGGCAAUCGCUGCCCAGAACACCCUUCCCAGGCUAGGGUUGCAGCAAUCAAACACCAGAGUACUGGUGGAUCCAGGUAUUGGAGGCACAGUGGUGCAUGGGUUUCCAGGCCAACCUGAGACUCAGGGCACCAUUUCUGGUACCUAUCGGGUCGUAGAGAGCCGACGAGUUGAGAGCACGGAGCCUGUAGGUGUCAUGCAGAGCUCCUCACACUCCAGCACCAGCAAAAAUCAGAGUAUGCAGGCCAAAGAGCAAAGUGGAGGGAUCAUGGCUUUAGGAAACGCAUCAGAUAUCCCAAGUGCCAUUUCAUUGUUGCAGCAAGACAUGCCUCAAUUUGAUGUGCCAAAUGGUGGCACUCACAAAGAGGUGCGAGAGGAAAGGGUUUCGGUUGUUGAGAAAAGUUUCCAGUCGAGCUCCAGCUCCUAAUGCAACUACAAACACACUCACACAUUCUACAUGCACAGCCUUAUUUUCAUGAAUUCAGCUAUUAGUUCUGUGAAGAAUAUCCCAUAGAACUGACUGAUCAGAAGAGCAAGUUUGCUCCUAACAAAGAGAAACCUGAACACUUUCUGAAGAUCCAUUAAUUAAUUCAUAGUGAAGGGCAUGAGUAGUCAAUUAAUUGAGUACAUCUUAUGUAGCCUCAUAAUCAAUUAAUAAAAUAUUACCCAUAUAAAUCAUAUUUUUAUGGGACUAGUGUCUCUGGGUGGCAUUUUUCCAUCUCUUCCAUUAUAAAUCUGGAAUCAUACAGAGUUCAUACAAACUGGAUGUUUGCAAAACGUGUGGUCAUGUUUUGUUUUAUAUGCAUUAGUUAUUUUAAUACAGAGAACACUGUUGGGCCUGCAGGAUCACUGAUUUGUUGAUUUUGCAAUGUGGAGAUGUUUUUCAGAUAGCAAAAGACAACUUCUAUAAAAUAACCAGUAAAAUUAUCAGACGAAUGCACAGUUUAUCAAAAAAACAGUCGGUAAUUUGGUCUGUAAUGUUCCAUGGAGAAGAGAGAGAGAGAGCAUGAAAGCAGCACAGCUUUCACUUUUUAUGGUUUUUGCAGUACGAAUGCAUAACACUAUUAUUCUAUUAUAGUUAUAAUGUUUUUGUUAUUAGCAUAAAUUGAUGCUGCUGAGUAAAACAAAAUAAUGUCAGGCUGUUUGUUAUAAAAUUUAAUCAGUACUGGGUAACUAGGAGAUUGUUUGUAUGGGAAAGUGUGUUUGAGUAUUCAGCUAGAAUGUCCAUCACUAACAAUUAGCAUUAUAGGAUAGGCUUUUUAGGAGGUUUUGACAUACUGGUGUGCAUUUCAUGUAACAGAGAUGGGUUUCUAAACAACAUAUGUAUCAUCAGUUUAUUUCUAUCUUCAGAUAGCAUUUUUUGUUUGUUUGUUUCUCUGUUACGUUUUUCAUUUCUAAGCCAAUAAUGGAAAUAGAGUGCACAGCAUUUCCCUCAUAUUACUAUAUUUUCAUUAUGAAAGCGUUCAACUGGAAUAAAACACUAGAAUUAAAACAAAAUUCAUCUAAGUGUGACCAGGGCUCUACGGGUGACUAAAACACUCUAAAUUGUGCAAGGAUUGUGCGCUGUUGAUACAAGAACUGGGUGAAUUUGUGCUGUAAGACUGAUAAAAAUCUCUUAAUGUCCUGGAAUAAACUGGAAGCCAUCAUCUGUGUCUUCUUUAGGAUUUGAAACCAGUUUUUCAACCCCAGACAGAAACUUUCCCUCCCUAACCUGUUUUUUUUUUUUUUUUUUUUUUUUUUUGCUGAUGUUACCUGUUGAUGGAAAUGUUUUUUGUUCACCUGUGUUUUUUUUUUUUUUAAACACAUUGUGGCUCCGAGCUGUGAAUGUUGUCCCAGACCACAACCCCGUCAGUCAGCUUCAUCUCUGUUUAUCAGCAGUCAGACUGGCUGCGUCCCAAACCAAUACAAUGUAGACAUUGUGUUUUAUACUAUGAUCACAAUUUAUUCUUGUACUUUGAUUCUUACUGACUUUUAGAUUGCAGUAUGUGUGUGUGCUGAUGUUAAACAUUUAAUAUCACAGUAGUUGCCUUACCUUCCAUCAUGGCUUAUGAAAUUACCACAGUCAUUUUAAAGAAUUACAAGGUAUUAGGAAGGUGUGUGAUGGUGACAGAUUUAUGUGACUUUUUGAACAUAUGAUUACAUUGUGCGUGUCGAGUGUGGCUACUAUACGUAUAGAUCCUAUUCAUAGAAAAAGAUACGAAUAGUUACAAAAGUGUGAGCCACAUUUCUGAGCCAUUUCAACCAAAAAAACUGCAAAUUUGCUAUAUUUUUUUGCAUAACUGUAUUGUAUAUAGUAUGUUUUGUCAUAUGUUCUGUCUGGAAGCUGUAACUAAGAUUAAUGUAGUACUUCAGAGUGGAAGUAUGGCAAGUCUGUUUUUAAAAUUCCACUUUUAACUAAUCCCAACCACUCCUGCAGAAAGUUUGUCGCCCACUACAGAAGGAAUUCUGUCCAGCCCUGCCCUCUCCUGUGUCACGUCAAAGCCUGAAGCAGUAUCACACUACAGUUCUCAAAAUGCAUCAUGGCCUACAAAGAUGGCCUACAGAAAUGUCCACCAUGGACUACAACACACACGAACUGUGUCACUCUGGUCUCACUCCUAUAUAAACUCAUACUAACCUACAGUGCUGUGCAAAGUAUCCGCUCAGUGUAUUUGUACCAGACAUUACCAAGCCUUAUAUCCCAUGUGGUUUUGAUAUCCUGGUCAUUGAUCUGGUGUCUGGUUUUUGAUUCUUGUGCCUUGUCUGAUUCUAUCUGUUUGUAUAUCGCCUGACCCUUGCUGUUUUGUGACUACGACCUUGCUCUACAUUUUGGAUUUGUCUUGCCAGUUUUUACAUAAAGCAUUCAACCCGGAAAUGCCGCCGUCUCUGCCGCCAGACAUCCUGAACGCCUUGUCCUAACGAAAUUCUUUCCAAUUCGGCUCCUUCCAGAAGGAAUUCUGACUAUUCUCAUCCACUCACAAGGAACUCUGAUCCCACCCAUUCCUGAAGGAUUUCUAACAAAUCUUGUUCAUUGAUGAAGGAUUUCUGACCAAUCUUGCCCUCUCCCACAAUGCAAAAGUAAAAAAAAAUAAAUAAAUAAAAUAAAAAACUCUCACAGCUUUUUCCCAGUUCUCAUCACUUUAGACGACUACUUUAGAAUUGUUUUUUUUUUUUUUUUGAUGUUCUCUGUGGUAAAGGGGUGCAUUGUUUAAAUGUAGAGCAUGAUUGUGUUCAUACUCUCUGUACACCUUGCAUAAAUGAUAUACAUGAAGCUUCAAUUUUCCAAUUGACAAACAUCAGUUUUAACUUUUACUGUCUUUAUUUUCAAUGAAAUAAUAUCCAUACUAAGAUUAAUAUGAAAAUACUAUGUUCUUUUUUCUUAAAUCAUGGGUGUUUUGGAUUUAUGCUUUUUUAUAAACUUGGAAAA
Pangasianodon hypophthalmus (striped catfish) is the source of this 8397-nucleotide messenger RNA. Its product is annotated as desmoglein-2-like protein. The transcript has 14 exons. Gene Ontology annotation, cellular component: desmosome; plasma membrane. Gene Ontology annotation, molecular function: calcium ion binding. Gene Ontology annotation, biological process: homophilic cell-cell adhesion. The record is from RefSeq and is a predicted model, not a curated record. NCBI's taxonomy places the organism in Eukaryota, Metazoa, Chordata, Actinopteri, Siluriformes, Pangasiidae. Bases 2107 to 5418 code for a protein of 1103 amino acids.